GUGAGACUAUUUGAUGAUAAUAAAUGUACUCGAAUCAAUAUUGAGCGGAUAAACUUAGAAACGAUUUCUGUGAAAGAUGGCGUAUCAAAAGAGGACCCAAACGAUGAAGUUGAAAUACUGAGCAUUGUUAGCGAAGUAAAGGACUAUAUAAUAGACAAUGUUAAUAUUAUCAAAAGCGUGUCAGAUUGCUGUGGCUUAGGUGUUCCGUCUUUCUGUGAAUACUACCUUCCAAGCCAAGAUUCUUUUAGAAAUGGCUGCUUCGAGAAUGAACUUCACGAAAGGUAUUUAAGGGAUAUUUUUAAAUAUGGGUCUACUCUGAUCAAGACAGCCCGAGCAUUAGAAAUUGAUGAAAUGUUAGAUCGAAACUAUAAAAUCAGCGCACAUUCAUCAUGUAAGAUUGACGGAUAUGAUGGUGUCUUCAGUUCAGUUAAGAACAUAAACGAUAUUAAAAUUGAGAGAGAAAGUAUAUGGGCAAAGAAUUUUAUUAGAAAGUGGAAGGAGAACCCUGUGUUUUUUAUUUUUGAUAAUAAAUAUGACAAAAUCUAA
Vittaforma corneae ATCC 50505 is the source of this 546-nucleotide messenger RNA. RefSeq lists its product as uncharacterized. The annotation marks the transcript as partial. The record is from RefSeq and is a predicted model, not a curated record. The transcript has a single exon. NCBI's taxonomy places the organism in Eukaryota, Fungi, Microsporidia, Nosematidae.